This is a messenger RNA of Gekko japonicus, 1298 nucleotides long. RefSeq names its product MRS2, magnesium transporter (gene MRS2). Gene Ontology annotation, molecular function: magnesium ion transmembrane transporter activity. Gene Ontology annotation, biological process: mitochondrial magnesium ion transmembrane transport. Lineage: Eukaryota; Metazoa; Chordata; Lepidosauria; Squamata; Gekkonidae. The transcript has 9 exons. Gene Ontology annotation, cellular component: mitochondrial inner membrane. Bases 1 to 1110 code for a protein of 369 amino acids. The record is from RefSeq and is a predicted model, not a curated record.
AUGAGUAGUGCUGCAAAAGUCGUCUGGAGUGCUGCAGGCGGGGGCGACAUCCAAGCAGAUGUGGUGAACGAGCUGGCUGAAAGAAAGAGAACAGAAUUGUACCAGGAGCUAGGUCUUCAAGCACGAGAUCUACGGUUUCAGCAUCAAGUGAGCAUAUCACCCAGGAACAACAGGAUUAUCAUGAGAAUGGAGUUUUUGAAGGCAGUGAUAACUCCAGAAUUUCUUCUAAUCUUAGACUAUCGCAAUGUAAACAUGGAAAAAUGGUUACUACAAGAACUGGCUUCUCAGUUGGCUGGGGAAGGCCAGCUAGUAACAUAUUCUUUACCUUUUGAAUUCAGAGCAAUCGAAGCAGUACUUCAGUACUGGAUCAACAGUCUACACGAGAGACUUAGCAGCCUGCAGCCGCAGAUUCUUGAGACGCUGAAUGCUUUAGUGGAUCCUAAGCUUCUGUCUGUGGAUAGGAGUAAAGUUCAUGUUCUGUUGCAAAACGGAAAGAGCUUGUCAGAGUUAGAAACGGAUAUUAAAGUAUUUAAGGAAACAAUAUUGGAAAUCCUUGAUGAGGAAGAACUCAUAGAGGAGUUGUGCCUAACUAAAUGGACAGACCCACAAGUAUUUGAGGAGAGUAUUUCUGGAAUUGACCACGCAGAAGAGAUGGAGCUGCUACUGGAGAAUUAUUACAGGCAAGCAGAAGAUCUUGCUAAUGAAACUCGUGAACUCAGGGUGUUGAUUGAUGAUUCUGAAAGUAUCAUCUUUAUCAACUUAGACAGCCACCGUAAUAUAAUGAUGAGGCUGAACUUGCAGUUGACCAUGGGUACCUUUUCUCUUUCGCUCUUUGGAUUGAUAGGAGUCGCUUUUGGAAUGAACUUGGAAUCCUCAUUUGAAGAGGACAGAAGAAUAUUCUGGCUGGUGACAGGAAUUAUGUUCCUGGGCAGUGGCCUAAUAUGGCGGCGGCUGCUUUCAUUCCUGGGACGGCAUCUAGAACCUUCAGUACCUCCAUCUAUCCCUACUUUGCUGAAAAGAACUCAUCUAACAAAUGGGAAAGUAGAAUUUAAACAUGACUUCAAAACAGAAUCCUUUGGGUCAAGCAGAAGCACAGUAACCACCCAAUGAUCAUAUCUGUUUUGGUGUUCCUUCAUAACUUUAGACUCUUUCCUGUAUUUUCAUAUAACGAAAGUAUAGAAGUCUUUUAGAGUUGACUUGAGGAUGCACCAAAGAAGUACAGCUAGAAUAACCAAAAUAGAAGAGUAGUCCUACAGAAUAUUUUUGCCACAGUAGGAAAAAAAGCAAGUGGGACCCAU